This is a messenger RNA of Ilex paraguariensis (yerba mate), 324 nucleotides long. The record is from the annotation of a GenBank genome assembly. Lineage: Eukaryota; Viridiplantae; Streptophyta; Magnoliopsida; Aquifoliales; Aquifoliaceae.
AUGGGUGGCAGUGGCAGAAUUUCAAAGGCUUCAUUGGGAGUUGUUUUGUUUGUGGGUUUUCUCUGGUGUUUAUUCGUUGGUAUUUUAGCCAACCAGACAACCAAAACGACGUCAAUACCAAUUCCAUCAACCCCAAAUUUCAAGCUCUUGAAGAUGAUAGGAACACAGAGGCUUGUUGUUCAUCAGGGUCUUGAUCUAAAUUACGUGAGCAAGAGAAGAGUCCCUAACGGUCCCGAUCCUAUUCACAACAGGUACAGCUCUUUGCUUUACAUUUUAGUUUACUGUGAUUUCUUUGUAUCUUCUUCUUUAUCUCUUUUUGAAUGA